CAAAGGAGGGGUUGAGAAAAAGCAAUUUCAGGGGCACGAGAACCCCAAAGGGAAGCCCUCGACCGCCAAUAAGACCUGAUCGCUUAACCCCGCGUUCAUUUUCCUAGGGUUUUGGCAGAGGGAGAGAGAUGAGUUCUUCCUUCGUAGGGAUUCAACGUGCAGGAGCGACGAUGCUCGCCUCGAUCUUGAGGACGAGGACUCCAAAUUCUUCGUCUAUCUUUCUCCUUCGUUCCCUGAGUCUCAAUCAUCUGAAUAGCGUCUCCAAGAAAUUCCCUUCGUUUCACAAUCGGAGUCUCUCUGUAAGAUGUCUGAGCACAUCGGCCGUUCCAAACAGCUAUCAGAGGCCACCCAGCAACCAAUACGGACCACCAAGAGGUGGUGGUUACCGGCCACAGCCUAUUCAGAGGGGAAGCCCAGUCACGAAUGUCAAUCAGGUUGCUCCCGCUCGGCAACCUCCUGUCGAGGAGCCUCUUAUUCAGGGAAACGUCGACACACUAUUGGGGUUUUGUAGAGAGGGGAAGAUGAAGGAGGCUGCACAGUUACUGAGCAGUUUGGAGAGGCAAGGAGUUCGCAUUGAGCCCAGCGUUUUCUUGGCGUUGAUCGAGGGCUGUGCGGGUGCGAAGUCAGUAGAGGAAGCCAAAAGGGUCCACGAUCAUUUUCUAAGAACCCCAUUUAGGCACGACGUUUAUAUCAACAACAGGUUGAUCGAUAUGUAUAGUAAAUGCGGCAGCAUGGCCGAUGCUCGCCAAAUGUUUGACAGAAUGCCCGAGAGGAAUUUGGAGUCCUGGAACCUUUUGAUCAAGGGGUUCGCAGCUAAUGGGCAGGGAGAAGACGCGCUUCAGAUGUUUAAGCAGUUGAGGCAGGCCGGUGGGCGGCCUGACGGCCAGACAUACGUUGCGGUCUUGGCUGCCUGCGCGAGUCUGGAGUCUGUGGAGGAAGGGUUCAUACAUUUCGAAUCUAUGACCAAGGACUAUGGGAUCGUUCCCGGCGAUGAGCAUUACGUGGGCUUGGUGGGCGUUCUUGGUUCGUCUGGACACUUAAACGAAGCGGAGGAGUUCAUUGCGAGGAUGCCAGUUGAACCGAGUAGCAACGUGUGGGAGGCUUUGAUGCACUUUGCAAGAAUGCAAGGUGAUACUGAGAGGGAGGACCGUAUUGAAGAGUUUUUGCUUGUGAUAGAUCCUUCAAAAGUGAAGCCGAAGCCGACCAUCAUCCCGGCGAUAACCCCAAAGCCCGACGUGAAGCCAUUAAUGACGCGAAGGCGAACUGGUCUUAACAUGAUUGAGGGCAAUUACAAAUUGAACGAAUUUCGAGCUCCCUUAAUUCAAAAGCCCGAGGCUUCACAGAUGAAGGAAGCUGGUUACGUGCCGGACACCAGAUACGUCCUCCAUGAUAUUGAUCAGGAAGCCAAGGAGCAGGCUUUGCUUUACCAUAGCGAGAGGCUGGCCAUCGCUUAUGGACUUAUCAGUACUCCGGCUAACACUCCCUUGAGGAUUAUCAAGAACCUCCGCAUCUGCGGUGAUUGCCACAAUGCUAUCAAAAUCAUGUCUAAAAUCGUUGGAAGGGAGCUCAUUGUGAGAGACAAUAAGCGGUUUCAUCAUUUCAAGGAUGGCAAGUGUUCUUGUGGUGAUUACUGGUAGAAGAAUUCUUCAGUCUUUUAUCGCUUGGAAAUUACUGGAUGGUCUCUGUGGAGUCUACUACUGCCAAUGUUGACACGUCAAUGGCUGCAAGUUGGAUCUUCAUAUAAUCGGAGUUUUCUAACAGAUCUAAGUUGUAAACUCAUAUUUUGGUGGCAGUGAAUUUGAUGUAUGACUGUACGAGUGAAUGGUUAAUCGCUCAUGGGUGUGAUUUGAAGCGCUACUAAAACUGUCUGGUGUCCAUGUAUUUAAAGGCUGUGCUGGAACGAAAAUUCUCUUGUCAAUGGUUUAAACUCUGUUCUGUUUUAUUAUAAAAAGCACGAAAACGAGGUUCUUUC
This is a messenger RNA of Nymphaea colorata (pocket water lily), 1972 nucleotides long. Its product is annotated as pentatricopeptide repeat-containing protein At2g15690, mitochondrial-like. The record is from RefSeq and is a predicted model, not a curated record. NCBI's taxonomy places the organism in Eukaryota, Viridiplantae, Streptophyta, Magnoliopsida, Nymphaeales, Nymphaeaceae. The coding region runs from base 129 to 1637 and encodes 502 amino acids. Gene Ontology annotation, molecular function: protein binding; RNA binding; zinc ion binding. Gene Ontology annotation, biological process: RNA modification. The transcript has a single exon.